Exophiala viscosa is the source of this 1646-nucleotide messenger RNA. RefSeq names its product pre-mRNA-processing factor 4. The record is from RefSeq and is a predicted model, not a curated record. The coding region runs from base 203 to 1246 and encodes 347 amino acids. The transcript is spliced from 3 exons. Gene Ontology annotation, molecular function: protein binding. Gene Ontology annotation, cellular component: THO complex part of transcription export complex. Lineage: Eukaryota; Fungi; Ascomycota; Eurotiomycetes; Chaetothyriales; Herpotrichiellaceae. Gene Ontology annotation, biological process: mRNA export from nucleus.
GUUAGCGCCAGCCAGUAUGACACUUGUGAACUCCGCUUAUGCCCGCUGCAAGGCUUUGGGUUCCUUGGCACAUUUGACAUGUUUCCAGAAACUUGUCCCUCGACAUUGUUCAUGCAGGUCGAUACCCGGCACGCAACACGAUCUCCGGGCUACUCAAUGGUAGAUGUAGGCGCGACUGGGGUUGUGAUGAUUCAUUAGCAUCAUGGCGCCCAUCAGUCAGCGCAAGCACUUGGGCCGUGACAAGUUCGGCACACAGUUCAGCCUGCUUAAGACGCAGCAAUAUGCAGACCCUGUCACUCGCACCGUUGCGCCGACAAUCCAUCGGACGAUUUCCUGGAAUGCUUCUGGCGGCCUUAUUGCGACUGGCGCCAACGAUAAGACAGUUCGUGUCUGGAACCCCGAGCGAACGAGCCCACGCAGUCAAACAGAGUUGAGAGGCCAUGGACAUGCCGUUGAAAAAGUACUCUUCAACCCCGUCCGCGAGUUCGAGCUAGCCAGCUGUUCCUCGGACGGCACCGUGCGGUUCUGGGAUACGCGAAGCAAGACAUGUGUCACAAAACUCGAGGUUGGCGGCGAACCGUUCACACUUAGCUGGAGUGCGGAUGGGAGUGUCCUGCUUGCUGGUACAAAGGGCGACGUCCUCAUCCCCAUCUCGACUGCCAUACCAUCCUCCCCUGUUAUAUUGUCGCGGCACAAGCAAACACAGCAAACGAAUCAGACCACUUUUUCAAAUGCAUACCCGGCCAGCGAGCUCCUGAUUACUCGAGGUGACGGAUCUGUUCAAAUACUCGACUUUCCCUCCUUUCAACUACUUCACAGCAUUUCUGCACACACUUCUUCGUGCACCGCGAUCUCAUAUUGUCCAAAUGGUAAAUACGUCGCUGUUGGUGGCUCGGACGCCAUGAUAUCACUCUGGGACACCACUGAUUGGGUGUGCCGACGGACUGUCUCCAACACGAGCUCUGGUGCCAUCAAGGGUCUUAGUUGGUCCUGGGACGGACGGUAUGUGGUCGGCGCAAGUGAAGAGAUGGGGUCCGGUGGUGGUGAAGGGAUAAGCUCCGGUCUUGAGAUAUACCACGCCGAGACUGGUGAUGUUGUGCAUACGUUAUCAACGGGGUCGAGUGGAAUCCCUGCGGUAGAAUGGCAUCCAAGUCGGUAUUGGUUGGCAUAUACUCAGAUCGAGGAGACGAGACAAGGAAAGUCGAGUCUAAAAAUCGUCGGAGUGGCUGGUGGACCGUCGAUAUGACAAAGUAUCAUAAAGUAGAGGACGGACCACGCUUGUCACGGGUUGCGACAUAGUGAAGACCUGACAAGGAAGCACCAGCCUGUGGUGAAUUCACCACAAGAGGAAGGGACGCUUCGUUACUUGGGAAAUAUGGAGGAUCCCGUUUUGAGGGAGGAUCUGGCCACCACCUAUCCUCAUCUACCUCGGGCGCCAUGCCGCGGCGCGUCGCGACAAUGCAGUAUUUUUAUUGUCAGGUCUUUAUUUCGGCAUAGGAGACUCCUUACCAGUCCAGCCUCGCCGGAGUCUUUCCCCUUUCUGCCAAGCCCAAAACUCUGCUUCUUCUACUGCUUCUGUCAAUGCAGUCUACGUUAUUCACACCUAUUUUAUUCAGCAUCUCAUAUAGUGCGAAUAGGACCUUCAA